AUGGCAUUAACUAAUCCAAGGCCGCUACAAAUUCCUGCCUUGCAGAAUGAAAUACUGCAUAAUACAGCUUCUCCAGUAUUUCAAGCGAGUCCUCUCGUGUUCAAUCCAAAAAAUGAUGAUGGUAUGUUUCCUAAUACCCCAUCAUCUGAAGGAUCUCCUAGUGACAAUGGGAAAAUUAGGAAGGAUGGAUCUGUUAAUAGUCCAAAAAAGGAUCCGCUCACUUUAGAAAUUUCAAAAAUUAUACCCGUUACAGGUGAAAGACCAAUGCCAAAGGAUAGAACUGCACCAUUAGAUGAUGAUGUGUUGUUCGCAGUUUUUGUUAUUUUGUGGGAAGAAGAUCCGGGGUUACAAGGUAUGACUGUCAAACAAUUGUCGGAUCAUCUUCUUGAAAAACACCCAGAUAUGUCUAACCUUUCCACCAAACUAUCCAAUUUGAUCUCUGCAAAAUUGAAUGCUUACGUCAAGAAAUUGAAAAAGGUAGAAAAGACUUUGACAUAUGCUUUGUCAAGAGAGUGGUCAAAUUCUUCUCCAAGAAGAAUGGUAUAUGUUUACAGAGGUAUCCUGUCACCAGAUUACAAGAAACAUGCCCAGGCUGCAGCGGUUCAUUUGAAACAACAGCAAGGUGUGGCGAUUAAUGAUAAUUUUGGCGACUCACAAUUGAACUCAAAGAAGGGUGAUUCUGGUUUCUCAGAUGCUGCCAAGAUGGGCACAUCAACAAAUUUGGGCUUUUCGCUAAGUCCCGAAUUUAACAUUCCAUAUUCCACAUCGCCAGUUUCCGCAAUUUUGACACCAGCCUCAGUUACUCCAGAGAAGGGCACUGCAGUGAAUCCUGGAGUAAAAAGAGCUCAUUCGGACGGUGAUGAAGAAGCAAAUGAGCAAUUUAAAAAAACGAAAUCAAACAACAGUGAUUACAAAGCUGAUUCAAACAGAUCUGAGUCUGCUCCUGUCACAUACAUAACAGCUGCAGCUGCAGCUCCAAGACUUUCGAAAUCGUCUUCGAAGAACAACUUUAAUGCAAUUCCGCAGAAUUCAGCUGCUAUCGUUGCAGCCAUUCAUAAGGUUUUCUCCACACAAACACCAAUUGACUCUAGAUCGAAAACAAUGCCAUCUAGCAAUAGCAUUUCUACGCCUGAUCGGCCUUCAGGAGCCGGUUUUGUUGAUUCUUGGGUUAAAACUGUCAGAGAAGGUUUCCUAACUCAUGAUAUCGAAUCCCCCGAGGCAAUGUCCUUCGAAGAACUCGAAUGCAUUUUUGAUUAG
This is a messenger RNA of Torulaspora delbrueckii, 1257 nucleotides long. It is a transcript of the gene GDS1, whose product is annotated as Gds1p. Bases 1 to 1257 code for a protein of 418 amino acids. Lineage: Eukaryota; Fungi; Ascomycota; Saccharomycetes; Saccharomycetales; Saccharomycetaceae. The record is from RefSeq and is a predicted model, not a curated record. The transcript has a single exon.